Molecule: messenger RNA, 633 nt
Organism: Eimeria tenella
Lineage: Eukaryota; Apicomplexa; Conoidasida; Eucoccidiorida; Eimeriidae
Exons: 4
Coding region: 1-633 (210 amino acids)
Source: RefSeq, a predicted model, not a curated record
AUGCCAGCGGUGGGCAAUUUCGAGCUGCAGGGGCAGCAAAACUCGCAGCAAGUAGCGCAGGUGUCGGAGCAGCUACAGGCACAGCAGCAGCAGCAGCAGCAACAGCUGCAGCAGCAGGAGCAGCAAGACAGGCCACAGCAGGAACGGCACACGGAGCUGCAGACGCAGGAAGAGGAGCGACAGCAGGAGCAGCAGCUGCAGCAGCAACAGGAGCAGCAACAGUCUCAGCAGCUAGCUGCUUCGUCCUCAAUCUCUCGAGGAACUUCUGACUCCCAAGGCGCUGUAUACUGCUGCAGGUGCUGCCGGCACAAGCUGUUCUACGAGUCGCAGCUGUACCCUCACGAGCCCAAGGGGCCCCCCAAGGGGGCCCCCCGGGGGGCCCCCAGGGCCAAAUGCACCAGUGCCUUUGUGGAGCCCCUGGGGUGGAUGGGGGGUUUAGAGGAGCAGCAGGGAAGGCUCAGCUGCCCCAAUCCAGCAGGUUUUGGGGGCCUUAUUAAGGUUUGUGAUUUGCUGCGGGAGGUGUUCAGUGCGGCUGCAAACUUGGCAGUUGGAGUUGGGUGGGACUUAAGUGCUCCUGCGGCCAUUGGAGCUCCCCAGCCUUCCAAGUGCACCUUUCUCGCAUUGACAAACUGA